AUGGAGCGCCGCCUGACCUCCAGAAACGUGAGCCUGGACUGGAUUGACAAAAGUGAUACAAAUGAAGGCAAUUGGAUUUCAGCACUUUCUAUUCAAAACACAUACGUCAGGCUCAAACUCCAGUAUGAGCUGAGUCUGCGCCAGACCUGGGUUGAGCAACUCGAGUCUCCCAAUCAAGUUCUCGAGCAGCUGUCUCUAGCUGCAUGUCUGAUUGAACUAUGGAGAGUUAUGUACGGUGCCAUACCAGCAAAAGAACAAGCUCAGCCUACCACCAAACCCCCUUUCCCGGGGUUCGUCGAUAUCGCCUGUGGAAGUGGGAUUCUUGUGUACGUGCUUCACAUGGAAGGAUACAAAGGCUCAGGCUUUGAUGCCUGUCGUCGCAAAUCCUGGGAGACAUUCCCAGAAGACGUGCAAGCAUGUCUAGAAGAAAAGGUCAUCAUACCGCAGCCUUUCAUGGAUGUACUUGGCCCACGAGAAAUCGGCAUCGAGGUCCACUCGGGCGGCUUUCCAGAAAAUACUUUUAUUAUAUCUGACCAUGCGGACGAGCUCACCGUCUGGACACCGAUAAUGGCGGCUUUGGCUAGUCCUUCGUCGCCGCUGCCAUUCUUUGUGAUUCCCUGUUGCUCUCGCUCGCUCGCUGGUUCUUCAUAUCGAUACCCACUGCUGGAGAGCAGUGCCAUGCAGGGCGGUGAUCAAAAAACAGCUACAAAUAAAACUACUGGCUUUGUGGAACAAAACCCUCAACCUUGCUCGGGUGACCUGAGGGCUCUUCGUGCAGCGAAAAUGGAAGAGAAGACUGAAAGUGGGUUCUUGAACUCUAUGAUAGGAUCACUUGCUGCGAAGACAAUGAGUAUUGCGGGGGAGGUUGGUUACGGCGUGGAAAAGACAUGGCUGCGCACUCCGGGUGCGAUCAAUAUGGCUUUGAUUGGGGGGCGAGAUCAGGCCACAAGGGAUGUGCCAAAUUCUGGUGGUGACUCUGCAAAAAUUGAAGGCUUUACGGCUGCGCGUUUAGGAAGGAUCAUGGAAGUUGUUGAACGUGAAUGUUUGAAGGAUGGUGGCAUUCAUGAAGCUGCUCGGCUGUGGAUUGAACGGGCGAGAGGGUUACACCUCGGAAAUGGAAUUAAGCAUCAAGCCUCGAGUUGA
This is a messenger RNA of Penicillium soppii, 1143 nucleotides long. RefSeq names its product tRNA (uracil) methyltransferase (gene trm44). Gene Ontology annotation, biological process: tRNA methylation. The coding region runs from base 1 to 1143 and encodes 380 amino acids. The transcript has a single exon. NCBI's taxonomy places the organism in Eukaryota, Fungi, Ascomycota, Eurotiomycetes, Eurotiales, Aspergillaceae. Gene Ontology annotation, molecular function: tRNA (uridine) methyltransferase activity. The record is from RefSeq and is a predicted model, not a curated record.